Silurus meridionalis is the source of this 1601-nucleotide messenger RNA. RefSeq names its product cyclin-dependent kinase inhibitor 2D (p19, inhibits CDK4) (gene cdkn2d). Gene Ontology annotation, cellular component: nucleus. The coding region runs from base 393 to 908 and encodes 171 amino acids. Gene Ontology annotation, biological process: regulation of cyclin-dependent protein serine/threonine kinase activity; negative regulation of cell population proliferation. Gene Ontology annotation, molecular function: cyclin-dependent protein serine/threonine kinase inhibitor activity; protein kinase binding. The transcript is spliced from 3 exons. Lineage: Eukaryota; Metazoa; Chordata; Actinopteri; Siluriformes; Siluridae. The record is from RefSeq and is a predicted model, not a curated record.
CCGUCUGCACCCUUCACUCUGAUUGGCCAGAGGCCCAGUUACCAUGGGGAUACUGUAGCAACCGUGCGUGCGCCCCGCCCUUUUUACCAUACAUGGUCGGUUUGGGGCUCGUUUGUAGCUUGUGAUUGGUGGACGCGUUUUUUUCCGUCACCGUUUUGAGAAGUCACGAUAGAGAAUUUUGUCACUGUUUUCCAAAGCGCGCAAAUUAAAGGUACACUGGCACCCGGAUUGUUUAUGUUUAUUGAAAAUAUUCAUAAACAUUUUUUAUUUAAAAAAAGGAAAACGAGCCGCAGCUAACGGUCGACACCUCGGUUAAAGAGCAGAGUAAAGACGCGGAGCAGGGCCGAGAAAAGACUACCACUAUCGACAUCAGAAGAAUAACAGCAGGGACGAUGGUGCUGAGAGAGAGCGACGCGGGGAACCGCCUGACCACGGCGGCGGCGCGAGGAGACACGGCAGAGGUGCGCAAGCUGCUGGAGGAGAGUCGCGUUCACCCGGACACCAGGAAUGAAUUCGGCAAAACAGCCUUACAGGUCAUGAUGAUGGGUAACACCAACGUCGCUUACCUGCUGCUGGAGAGUGGUGCCGACCCGAACAUCCAGGACCGUUUCGGGAUCGCGCCAGCCCAUGAUGCUGCCCGGACAGGGUUUUUGGACACACUGCAUGUCCUGGUCGAUUAUGGCGCCUCGGUCAACAUCGCCGAUCAGUCUGGUACUCUGCCCAUCCACAUUGCCAUUCGAGAGGGCUACAGAGAUGUAGUGGAGUUCCUGGCACCGCGUUCCAACCUUGGCCACCAGGACACCCGAGGGGACACGGCGCUGGACAUCGCAGAAGCUUCGUGCACACCAGAUAUGGUGGAGCUGCUAAAGCGGCAGCUGGAAUCCUCCCUGGCUUAUAAGUUUCAGUGAAAUCUGGGGCAGUUGUGAAUUUUUACACCACUCUAAAGUCGUCAAGAAACCUCUGUACAGAAGUAGGUUCCAUUACUACAGUACUAUGUUAAUUUUAGUUUCUUUCCUUGUUCAGUUAGACAGUUAAAACUAGAUGAAGAAUGUAGCAGCAGUUUUGCACAGAGCAAAAAACUGUCGAAGGAAACGUGGACCACGUUCCACUCGCCGUCGUUCUGGGAGUUUGCCAUGCACAAUUGUAGAUCAGCUCUUUUUUCAUUCUUUUAUAUGAGAAGUUACAUUUACUGCACUGGUCUGUGUAGAAAACUUGAACUGUUAACCAUAAAAAAAAAAAACAGAAAACGAAAGAAAAAAAUCUCAUGAAAUUACUGUUGCCUUUUCUCACCUAGUGAGAUUGUGCAACAUGCACUGAUAAACUUGCAUGAUCAUUUUGCUUAGUUUGUAUUUGUUUGUGUGUGCAUUACAAUUUACUGUUUUUUUUUUUAUGUGUACAUAGCAUUGUAUGAAAAUAUCAACUUAUUUAUUGACAGAUUGUAAAUACAUUUAUGUUUAAUGUGGGAUUUCUGAUGUUAUUUAUAAAGGUACUUAUCCAUACCCUUUUUCCCCUGUUAUAGAAAAUUUGUACUGAUGUAAUGCUAUUGUUAUUCCAUGAAUUCUUUGAAACACAAUUACAUUUUUAAACGUAAAGAGAUUGUU